UCCUUAUUCAUCAAAGAUCGUUUCAAACUUUAUCAUGAUCAAACUCAUUGUUCUAGUUGGGUUUUGUAUAUUUAACGUCAUCCAAAUUUCAUUUUCUUCUGUUGUAUCUACUGGAAAUUUCAACCAAGAUUUUUUUGUGUCAUGGUCUCCUAGCCAUGUAAAUACUUCCGAAGAUGGCACGUCGAGAAGCUUGAAGCUCGAUCAAGAAUCCGGAUCGGCGUUCGAUUCGAAUCAGAUGUUUUUGUUUGGGCAAUUUGACGUGCAAAUAAAAUUAGUUCCGGGCAAUUCAGCUGGCACAGUUGUGGCAUUUUAUUUGGCAUCAAAUCAACCCAAUAGAGAUGAGAUUGAUUUUGAGUUUCUUGGCAAUGUGGCUGGCAAACCAUACAUUCUUCAAACCAAUGUUUAUGCUGAUGGGUUUGAUGAUAGAGAAGAGAGAGUUAAUCUUUGGUUCGAUCCAACAAUUAAAUUCCAUACAUAUUCUAUCUUGUGGAACAUUUAUCAAAUUGUGUUCAUGGUGGAUUCAAUUCCAAUUAGAGUAUACAGAAACCAUGCAGACAAAGGAGUGGCAUAUCCAAGAUGGCAACCAAUGAGCAUCAAGGCUAGCAUAUGGAAUGGUGAAAAUUGGGCAACAAGUGGUGGAAAAGUCAAAAUUGAUUGGUCAAAAUCUCCAUUUAUUGCAUCUUUUAGUAAUUAUACCAUUGAUGGGUGUGUUUGGACUGGAAAUCCAAGGUUUUGUAGGGCAGAUAGUGUUACAAAUUGGUGGAAUAAUAAGAGAUUUAAUACUCUUACUUCUAUACAAAGAAGAUGGUUUAAAUGGGUUAGGUUGCAUCACAUGAUUUAUGACUAUUGUCUAGAUAAAGAGAGAUUUCAUGACAAUCUUCCAAAGGAAUGUUUUCUUUCUAAAUAUUAGGUUUAUAAAAAGGGAGAAAUCGGCUCGGAGAGUGAUCAUACUGAUAUUCUUACUCUGUGAGAAUUAUGGAGGCUUUGAGUUCGAAUUUCUACUUCGCCACAUUCAUCUAGUUAAAUAGGGAUUUAAUUUUUAUGGUGAUUAUAAAUGUGUGCGUUGUUCUUAAUGUAUAGCUUAUACGGUUCGUUGCAUCUCCAAUCUAAACAAAAACAGAUAAAUUAUUCUC
Mercurialis annua (annual mercury) is the source of this 1133-nucleotide messenger RNA. RefSeq names its product probable xyloglucan endotransglucosylase/hydrolase protein 10. The transcript is spliced from 4 exons. Lineage: Eukaryota; Viridiplantae; Streptophyta; Magnoliopsida; Malpighiales; Euphorbiaceae. Gene Ontology annotation, cellular component: apoplast; cell wall. The coding region runs from base 35 to 910 and encodes 291 amino acids. Gene Ontology annotation, biological process: xyloglucan metabolic process; cell wall biogenesis. The record is from RefSeq and is a predicted model, not a curated record. Gene Ontology annotation, molecular function: xyloglucan:xyloglucosyl transferase activity; hydrolase activity, hydrolyzing O-glycosyl compounds.